AUGCGUCCUGAAGUCGAGCAAGAACUCGCCCACACCCUGCUGGUCGAGCUCCUGGCUUACCAGUUUGCGUCGCCUGUCAGAUGGAUUGAGACACAAGAUGUGAUUCUCGCCGAGAAACGGACGGAGAGGAUAGUGGAAAUUGGUCCAGCAGACACUCUUGGUGGCAUGGCCAAGCGAACUUUGGCCUCGAAAUACGAAGCUUACGAUGCAGCCACAUCCGUGCAACGACAAAUCCUCUGUUAUAACAAGGACGCCAAAGAAAUUUAUUACGACGUCGAUCCCAUUGAAGAUGAGCCGGAAACACCAGAGCCUUCUGCAGAGUCCGGUUCGGCAGCCCCUACCGCCGCCGCUGCGCCGGCUGCUGCCCCUGUUGCUUCAGCUCCCAGCGCCGGUCCCGCCGCAAUGGUUGAAGAUACUCCUGUCUCAGCUACCGACAUCGUCAGAACCUUGGUUGCACAGAAAUUGAAGAAGGGCCUGACAGAUAUUCCCGUAAACAAAGCUAUAAAAGAUUUGGUUGGAGGAAAAUCCACCUUACAGAAUGAAAUCCUCGGUGACUUGGGCAAAGAAUUCGGUUCAACUCCAGAAAAACCAGAAGAUACCCCUCUCGACGAAUUGGGUGCCUCCAUGCAGGCUACCUUCAACGGACAGCUCGGCAAACAAUCUUCAUCCUUGAUUGCUCGUUUGGUGUCUUCGAAGAUGCCUGGUGGUUUCAACAUUACAGCAGUGAGGAAAUAUCUUGAGACUAGAUGGGGUCUUGGUCCUGGAAGGCAAGAUGGCGCCUUGUUGCUGGCAUUGACCGCCGAGCCCGCUGCUCGUUUGGGCUCUGACGCCGAUGCGAAGGCCUAUCUCGACGGCAUUGCAAACAAAUACGCAGCACACGCAGGUAUCAGCCUUUCAUCACCUAGUGCCGGUGGUGAUAGUGGUGCAAGCGGCGGUGGUGGCAUGAUGAUGGAUCCCGCUGCCAUUGACGCUUUGACCAAAGACCAGCGCGCCCUGUUCAAACAACAGUUGGAGGCUAUUGCUCAUUAUUUGAAGCUUGACUUGCGUGCGGGCGACAGGGCUCACCUUGCUUCCGUCGAGUCUUCAAAGGCUCUCCAGGCCCAGUUGGAUCUCUGGCAAGUCGAGCAUGGCGAUGUCUAUGCCUCUGGUAUUGCGCCCUCUUUCGACUCGCUUAAGGCCCGUAUCUAUGACUCUUCCUGGAACUGGGCUCGACAAGACGCAUUGAGCAUGUACUACGACAUCAUUUUUGGAAAGCUCCGAGUUGUCGACCGAGAAAUUGUUAGCCAGUGUAUCCGUAUCAUGAACCGCUCCAACCCAUUUCUCCUUGAUUUUAUGCAAUACCACAUCGACAACUGCCCCACCGAGCGAGGCGAAACCUAUCAGCUCGCCAAGGAAUUGGCAGAGCAACUCAUUGAGAACUGCAAGGAAGUCCUCGGUCAUGCUCCCGUCUACAAGGAUGUUGCCAUUCCAACUGCUCCACAAACAACCAUUGACUCACGCGGUAACAUUUCAUACGAAGAAGUGCCUCGUGCAAGUGUUCGCAAGCUUGAGCAUUAUGUGAAGCAGAUGGCUGAGGGCGGUCCUAUCUCGGAGUACAGCAACCGAACAAAGGUCCAGAACGACCUCAAGAGCGUUUACAAACUCAUUCGUAAACAGCAUCGCCUGUCGAAAUCUUCACAGCUCCAGUUCAACGCUUUAUACAAGGAUGUCCUCCGUGCCCUUUCCAUGAACGAGAGCCAGAUCAUGCCUCAAGAAAAUGGACACGCCAAGAAAGGCCGUAUCAGCAAGCCUAAUGGUACAUUGCGUCCUGGAAAGGUUGAGACUAUUCCUUUCCUUCAUCUCAAGAAGAAGGAUGACAACGGCUGGGAGUACAGCAAGAAGCUGACCGGAGUCUACUUGGACGGUCUCGAAUCUGCUGCUCGCCAAGGUAUCACUUUCCAGGGAAAGAAUGCUCUCAUGACCGGUGCUGGCGCUGGAUCCAUUGGAGCCGACGUUCUUCAAGGCUUGAUCAGCGGUGGUGCCAAGGUUGUGGUCACUACCAGCCGCUUCUCUCGUGAAGUGACAGAAUACUACCAGAGCAUGUACGCAAGAUACGGUGCCCGAGGCUCUCAGCUUGUUGUGGUUCCUUUCAAUCAAGGCAGCAAGCAAGACGUUGAAGCACUUGUCGACUACAUCUAUGACUCCAAGAAGGGUCUUGGUUGGGAUUUGGACUACGUUGUGCCAUUUGCUGCCAUCCCAGAAAACGGUCGUGAAAUCGACAGUAUUGACUCCAAGUCUGAACUCGCCCAUCGUAUCAUGUUGACCAACUUGCUGCGUCUUCUCGGUUGCAUCAAGACCCAAAAGCAAGAGCAUGGGUACGAGACACGACCUGCUCAAGUCAUUCUUCCUCUUUCCCCCAACCACGGUACCUUUGGAAACGACGGUCUUUAUUCCGAGUCCAAGUUGGCAUUGGAGACUUUGUUCAAUCGAUGGCACUCUGAGAGCUGGGCCAGCUACCUCACCAUCUGCGGUGCAGUCAUUGGCUGGACGCGUGGAACUGGUCUCAUGAGCGCCAACAACAUGGUUGCCGAAGGUGUCGAGAAAUUGGGUGUCCGCACUUUCUCUCAGCAGGAAAUGGCCUUCAACCUUUUGGGUCUAAUGGCUCCCGCAAUUGUCAACCUUUGCCAGACGGAGCCAGUCUUUGCGGAUCUCAACGGUGGCUUGCAAUUCAUUCCAGACUUGAAGGAUCUCAUGUCCAGGUUGCGUAAUGAGAUCAUGGAGACUAGCGCUGUUCGCCAAGCUGUCAUUAAGGAGAACGCUAUCGAGAACAAGAUCGUCAACGGCGAAGACAGMGAGGCCCUUUACAAGAAGGUUGUUACCGAGCCUCGCGCCAAUCUUAAGUACCCUUUCCCUGAGCUACCAAGCUGGGAUGAAGAAGUCAAGCCUCUUCACGAGCAGCUCAAGGGCAUGGUCAAUCUGGACAAGGUGGUCGUUGUUACCGGCUUUGCCGAGGUUGGACCUUGGGGAAACUCCCGUACUCGAUGGGAAAUGGAAGCAUACGGCAAGUUCUCAUUGGAGGGAUGUGUUGAAAUGGCCUGGAUGAUGGGUUUGAUCAAGAACCACAACGGACCUUUGAAGGGCAAGCCGUACUCUGGAUGGGUUGAUGCCAAGUCGGGCGAACCUGUGGAUGACAAGGACGUCAAAGGCAAAUAUGAAAAGUACAUCCUGGAGCACUCUGGCAUUCGUUUGAUCGAACCUGAACUGUUCAACGGCUACGAUCCCAACAAGAAGCAGCUUCUUCAGGAAGUUGUUAUUCAAGCCGACCUCGAACCCUUUGAGACCUCCAAGGAAACUGCCGAGGAAUUCAAGCGCGAGCACGGUGAGAAGGCUGAAAUUUUCGAGAUUCCCGAGUCCGGCGAGUACCUGGUCCGCCUGAAGAAGGGUGCCAACCUGAUGAUUCCCAAGGCCUUGCAAUUCGACCGUCUUGUGGCUGGKCAAGUUCCUACUGGUUGGGAUGCUAAGAGAUACGGUGUUCCAGAGGACAUCAUUGACCAGGUUGAUCCUGUUACCCUCUAUGUGCUUGUCUGCACUGCAGAAGCUUUGCUUUCAUCUGGUAUCACCGAUCCUUAUGAGUUCUAUAAAUACGUUCACUUGUCUGAAGUCGGUAAUUGUAUCGGUUCCGGUGUCGGAGGUACAUCUGCCUUGAGAGGUAUGUACAAGGACCGAUACCUUGACAAGCCUGUUCAGAAGGAUAUCUUGCAAGAGUCGUUCGUCAACACUAUGGCCGCUUGGGUCAACAUGCUUUUGCUUUCAUCCACUGGACCUAUCAAGAGUCCUGUUGGUGCAUGUGCCACGUCUGUUGAGUCUUUGGAUAUUGGUUACGAUACUAUUGUCGAAGGCAAGGCUCGUGUCGUCCUGGUCGGUGGUUUUGAUGACUUCCAGGAGGAGGGCUCAUACGAAUUCGCCAACAUGGGUGCUACCAGCAACGCAAAAGAAGAAUUCAAGCGCGGACGUACUCCUCAAGAUAUGUCCCGUCCAACAUCUACUACUCGUAAUGGAUUCAUGGAAUCUCAGGGUUGUGGUAUCCAGGUUCUCAUGACUGCCCAGCUGGCUCUCGACAUGGGUGUACCCAUUUAUGGUGUCAUUGCCAUGUCUGGCACAGCUACUGAUAAGAUUGGGCGUUCCGUCCCAGCUCCUGGUCAGGGUGUGCUUACUGUUGCUCGCGAAAACCCCGGCAACUUCCCUUCGCCUUUGCUUGACAUCAAAUACCGUCGUCGCCAGUUGGAGAUGCGUCGUCAGCAGAUCAAGCAGUGGCAAGAGUCCGAAGUGCUUUAUCUUCAAGAAGAAGCCGAAGCACUCAAGAGCCAGAGCCCAGAGUCAUUCAAGGUUGCCGAGUACAUGCAAGAGCGGGCUGAACAUAUCCAACGUGAAGCUAUUCGUCAAGAGAAGGAAGCCCAAAGCAGUCUUGGCAACGAAUUCUGGCGUCGUGACCCUCGCAUUGCUCCUCUGCGUGGUGCAUUGGCUACCUGGGGUCUUACUAUUGAUGACCUUGAUGUUGCCUCUUUCCACGGAACAUCGACUGUUGCCAACGACAAGAACGAAUCUGAUGUCAUUUGCCAGCAAUUGACUCACUUGGGACGUAGUAAGGGUAACGCUGUCUUGGGUAUCUUCCAGAAGUACUUGACCGGUCACCCCAAGGGUGCCGCUGGUGCAUGGAUGAUGAACGGCUGUCUCCAGGUCCUCAACAGCGGUCUUGUUCCGGGUAAUCGUAACGCCGACAACGUUGACAAGGUCAUGGAGAAGUUUGACUUGAUUGUCUACCCAAGCCGAACAAUCAAGACGGACGGUGUCAAGGCAUUCUCCGUCACCUCUUUCGGUUUCGGCCAGAAGGGUGCUCAAGCCAUUGGUGUCCAUCCUAAGUACCUCUAUGCCACCUUGGACAAGGCUCAAUUCCAAUCCUACCGCAACAAGGUUGAGGCACGUCAAAAGAAAGCUUACCGUUACUUCCACAAUGGUAUGAUCAACAACACCCUCUUCCGUGCCAAGAGCAAGGCUCCAUAUGAGGACAACAUCCAGAGCAAGGUCUUCCUCAACCCCGACUACCGCGUCAGCGUGGACAGCAAGACUGCUGAGCUCACCUACCCCGCCACCUUCUCGCCAACACCUACCACUCCUGUAGUCGAAUCUGAGAGUACCCGCAAGAUUGUCGAAACUCUCGCCGCCGCCACGGCCGGUCCGAACUCGCAAGUGGGCGUCGAUGUGGAGGAUGUUGACGCCAUCAACAUCGAUAACGAUACCUUUGUUGAGCGCAACUUCACUGAGCGUGAGCAAGUAUACUGUCGCAAAGCGCCAAACCCUCAAGCCUCGUUUGCGGGUAGAUGGAGCGCAAAGGAAGCUGUCUUCAAGUCUCUUGGUGUUCAAUCCAAGGGCGCUGGAGCCCCGUUGAAAGACAUUGAAAUUAUCAACGAUGCCAAUGGCGUUCCCACUGUUACUCUCCACGGAUCCGCCGCCGAAGCCGCAAAACUCGCCGGCGUCAAAUCAGUGAACGUGAGCAUCAGCCAUAGCGAAUCCCAAGCUAUCGCAGUCGCCGUUUCCAAGCUCUGA
This is a messenger RNA of Talaromyces amestolkiae, 5583 nucleotides long. RefSeq lists its product as uncharacterized. The record is from RefSeq and is a predicted model, not a curated record. The transcript is spliced from 3 exons. Gene Ontology annotation, molecular function: magnesium ion binding; 3-oxoacyl-[acyl-carrier-protein] reductase (NADPH) activity; holo-[acyl-carrier-protein] synthase activity. NCBI's taxonomy places the organism in Eukaryota, Fungi, Ascomycota, Eurotiomycetes, Eurotiales, Trichocomaceae. Bases 1 to 5583 code for a protein of 1860 amino acids. Gene Ontology annotation, cellular component: fatty acid synthase complex. Gene Ontology annotation, biological process: long-chain fatty acid biosynthetic process.